Molecule: messenger RNA, 3721 nt
Organism: Carcharodon carcharias (great white shark)
Lineage: Eukaryota; Metazoa; Chordata; Chondrichthyes; Lamniformes; Lamnidae
Gene: nphp1
Product: nephronophthisis 1
Exons: 20
Coding region: 115-2247 (710 amino acids)
Biological process (GO): protein localization involved in establishment of planar polarity
Cellular component (GO): membrane; cilium; cytoplasm
Molecular function (GO): protein binding
Source: RefSeq, a predicted model, not a curated record
GGGAGCGGCCGUUAAAGAGCGGAGCGGAGCCCCAAGCAGCCGCCCCCACACCCCGCCCCACUUCCAUCCUCACAAACCACCCCCCUCCCCACCCCGAACUGUGACCGAGCGGCCAUGGCCUUGCGGAAGGGGCCACUGCGGUCGGCGCAGCUGACCAUCGACAGCCUGCAGAACCAGGUUGAUGUCUUGUUAAAGGAAGUUAAACAGCAUGAUAAAAGAGAGGAAGUUUAUGAGAGAUGUAUCCAGCUAAAGAAAUUAGCGGAUGAAAACCUGGUGACUCUACGCAAGUUGAAGAAAACAAAUGAACUUAGUCUUGUAAGUAAUUAUGAUCAACGGAAGCGAACUGAAGAGAGGCGACUGACAGCCAUGUCAGAACUACUUUGGGAGCUUGCUCGGAGACUAGAUAAAGAAUGUACCAAACAGAAAAUGGAUGAUACUGACAACAAGCCCAAGAGCCAGACUACAGUAGCAAAACAGGGAAACAUGGGAGGUGUUAACGAUGGUGAUGAUGACGAUGAAGAUGAAGAGAAUGAGGAAGAUGAUGAGGAUGAAGAGGAGGAAUGUGAUGAACAAGACACUGUUAAACUCUUCAUUACAAUCAGUGACUUUGUAGCUCAGGAGGAAAGUGAUCUGGCAUUUAAGAGCGGUGAAGUUUUAAGAAUCCUCAAUCAAAGGCCUGAUGGCUGGUGGCUCGGUGAAAAUGCUCAGGGGAAAAAAGGUUUGGUCCCUAAAACCUAUUUACAGGUGCACAAACAGUAUAGUAAGGGAUCAAAACAUGUUGCAGAUCAGGUUAAAUUUGAGGGGGAUGAUGAAGAUGAAGAUGACGAAGAUGAAGAUGAAGAUGAUGAUGAAGAUGAAGGAGAUGAUGAUGAUGAUGAUGAUGAUGAGGAAGAGGAAGAUGAGCCACAAAACGUUAAAGAAGUACCUGAAGCACGCAGUGAAAAGUCACAAUUACACAGGAUCGCUGUCAAAAAAGUUGUUUCAGAGAUUAGUGCCACAGAAAUACUAAAGGCAAUGGGGAGCAUUCCAGAAGGAUUCAGAGCAUCAACACUUGCACAGCUGUUAGCUGACGGAAAUGAAUUCCACAUGAGUUAUUAUUUGCAGCCUAAGUUAACUCAGUCCAAGUUAUCCUUUAAGGACCUUCACUGGGACAAAACACAUAGUGGCGUCCGGCCGAGGAAGACACAUAUAUCAUACAUGUUUACGUUGUGGAGCUGUAGAAUGGUUCCUUUGCCUGGGCCUGCUGUCCAGGCGCUAAGCAGGCAGAUUCGUUUCUGCCUUUUUGAUGGACAAAGGGUUCUCAGCAAUAUACAUACGAUCAGAGCAACCUGGCAACUGAAGAAUCCCAAAACAUGGAAUUUUUCUCCAAGAGUUACUGGCAUACUUCCUAGCCUGCUGGAUGGUGAUUGUUUUGUUAGGUCAAAUUCCCAUUCUUCACAUAUUGGCAUUCUGUUUGAACUGGCUGUUACCUACAUUCGUACUUCUACCGGACAUCAAGGAGAGUUAAGCUGUGGUUGGGCUUUUCUAAAGCUGUUCACUGCUAAUGGAGAUGCUGUUCCUCACAGGACCUAUGAAAUAGUAUUAAAUGGUGGAACACCUUAUGAGAAAGGAUUAGAAGUUGAUCCAACAGUUUCUAAGAGAGCAAAUCUUUUUGAACAGCUGAUGGCACCCAGGAAACAACCAAAACUGCUAGUAAAGCUGAAAUCACCUACUAGACAGAUGAGAAAUAUUCUGAACUUGCUUCCAGAAACUCUGGUCGGCCCAAAUUGCUACAUCUGCCUGCUGGCAUUUUAUCGACAGUUACUUGCAGAUGCGCUUCUUAAAGACCGAGUUAAUAUGCAAACAGCUGAUCUCAUCUCUGACCCAGUGCUGGCAACAUUUCCAGAACUGCUGGAACAAACUGAUAUCUUAGAUGCUCUUAGGAGUGCGUGGUGUGAAAAGGAAAUAACUCUAAGCCGGUCUGAGAAGAGGGAUGCAGCAUUUUUGAAGAAUUUAUUUAUCAAAGUGUACCAUGACAGUGCAUAUCCUCUUCUUUGUUCCACAACUCUACCAGCAAACAAUUGGGCCGAUGAUGACGUUGAAAUUAGCCGCUGGAAGGCUAUUGCUAACUUUUUACAAGAAAGUCAAAAGAAAAAUGGCUCCCUUUACAGCCUGCUUUCUCCGGAACAUGCUUACCAACCUUUUGAUAUUUCAGAGAUAAGCUAUGAUUUCCUGGGAAUGGGUAGAAAUAGAGCUGCUGUAGACUGACUCGCAAAUUCACAAUUAAAGGAGAAGUCUCACAAAAUGUUUUGAUGAACACUUUUGCAUAUUUGUUUGGGAAGGAGAAGAGGCAAAGGUAAUUCUGUCAGUUUUAUUUUCAAAAGAUCAUGUGCAAAUGGCAGGAUGCUAUUAUUUCAGCAUGAUUUAUCUCAUCAUAGAAUCAUCAAAAUGACAGCACAGAUGAAGGCUAUUUGGCCUCUCACAUCUGUGCUGAUGGUAGUUUGUCAACUGGAACUAUGCACAAAUCUUAGUUAACCCAAAGAACAGCUGCAUUUAUAUCUAAUUCUCCAUGAUGGGAUUUGGACACAUGACCUCAGGGUUUCUACUUUAGUGUCACAGCUAUGGCACCUGUGCACAAAUUUGUACCUGCAUGCAGUUACCCAGCUGUGGCCUAAUCAGUGUGUUGUACUAAUCAAACAGAACAUUCGCUUGGUUUUCUUUACAGUGACCCCAAGUUAUUAUUCUUGUGAAAAAAAAAGUCAGAAAAGCUAUGUUGAGUACACUUUAUAUUGACCUGGUCCAAUGGUAUUCAGUGCUUGAAUACACCAAAUUCUGUUCUUCUGCAUGGGAAUCCAAGACUUCUGCCAGAGUUUGGGGGGGUCUUAUUUUACAUUAUUCUAUGAAAAUAUUGAUUGUGACCCUUUGAAAAGCUUCUUCCAGUUAAAUUACACUAGCUAUUAUAAUAUAUUAAAUUCUAUUUUUUACAAUCUCACAAGGAUUUUGUGUGUGUGUGUCUAUUGGUACAUUUUAUUAAAUGUAAUUUUUCAGCGAAAGAAGAUUACUUGUACAGCUAUUAGGUUUGUUGCAUGCCAGUGAACUUCAUGAUGCUGGUAACAUAUUAACACAUGUACCUGGUUAAUUAUUUCCAUUAUCUUUUAUAGGCUAAUAAAAAGACCAUUCCCUUAAAAAUGAUAAAUUCUUUUCAGUUAAAUGGGACUAACUCAGAUCAGACACUUAGCAGGCAUUUAUCUGAUUAAUCCAGAUUACUAGCAAAUUGAAGCUGGGAAAAGUUUCAGGAUCAGAUUUUCUCAAAGUCUGAAGUUUAAUCAAGUAAUAUGCAACUGAUUAUUAGAAAGAGUGAUAAUUUCUAGAUCAAAUGACAACUUUCAAAAAAACGGAUCAAUACAUGUCAGGAAAUGGGUGAAGUAUUAUAUAAAUCUCUGAUUCCCAUGGAAGCUAGGAAAAUAAUAUAGAAGUCUUGGCAGGUGGAUGGGUGGUGGUGUCAAGUGGCGGGGGUAGGUUAGGAUGCUUGACUAGGGUGCAUAGAGUGGUGGAAAGUGGGGAUUCAGUGGAACAAAUGAUUGUUCCUUAUUUCAAACGUUUUUCUUAUCUUAAGGUGUAAUACUUGUACAGUUGCUGAUUCGUGACUUUUUACCAUGCACUUGAAACACUGCUUUGUGUACUGAGAACAAUGAUGGCUGAUCUUAAAAAGUGUUUCAAAAUAAAAACAAUCUUAAAUCCA